This is a messenger RNA of Rosa rugosa (rugosa rose), 934 nucleotides long. Its product is annotated as transcription factor bHLH162-like. NCBI's taxonomy places the organism in Eukaryota, Viridiplantae, Streptophyta, Magnoliopsida, Rosales, Rosaceae. Gene Ontology annotation, molecular function: RNA polymerase II transcription regulatory region sequence-specific DNA binding; DNA-binding transcription factor activity, RNA polymerase II-specific; protein dimerization activity. The transcript has 3 exons. Gene Ontology annotation, biological process: regulation of transcription by RNA polymerase II. Bases 73 to 636 code for a protein of 187 amino acids. The record is from RefSeq and is a predicted model, not a curated record. Gene Ontology annotation, cellular component: RNA polymerase II transcription regulator complex.
UUUGCAGCUGGAAUUGUGAUUCCUGUUACUGCAAGUUAAUUGGUACAGCAGCUUUAUCGAUCAGAUAAUCAAAUGAUGAAUAGGCAGUACAGUACAUCUAGAACUGACCGCAAAACCAUAGAGAAAAACAGAAGGGAACAAAUGAAAGCCCUAUUCUCCAAGCUCAAGUCUCUUCUACCCCAUCAAAGUUCGAGGGAAGUAGCAUCGCUGCCGGAUGAACUAGACAAAGCCGUGAAUUACAUCAAGAAGUUGCAGAUCAACUUGGAGAAAAUGAGAGAGAAGAAAGACAGCCUAAUGAGAGUAGCUAAGAUCAUUAAAAAUAAAAAUGCAGGCUUUGUUGGUGGACUUACUGAUGGAGGGUUAAAAUCACCACAGAUCGAGAUUCGUGAAUUGGGUUCAGCUCUACAUGUUGUUCUGAUAACUAGGUUGGAUUGUCAAUUCAUGUUUAGAGAGUCGAUUCGCGUGCUUAAUGAGGAGGGAGCUGACAUUGUUAAUGCCAGUUUCUCAGUUGUUGAAGAUGCCAUUUUACACAUAAUACAUUCUAAGAUUGGCGAGUCUGCACCAACCACAGUAGCUGCAAGGGUAUCUGAGAGACUAAGAAAGUUUGUGAAUGGAUCUAGUACUAUUGCAUUUUGAGCAUUACAUGAUCACUCAUUGUUGCUACAUAUAUAGGUUUUGCAAGUUCUUUUGGUCAUGAUCAACUGCGUGUAUGAUCAAAGAAUUAAGUUCAAAUGCCGCCUUGGGUGAUAUCUGAAGCUGUAGUAUUGACCUUCAUCUUGAUCGGAAGCUUUUACGUACUCUACGAAUGUCUGGUAGAAGCAGUAGUGUUCACUCACUGAAUAUGAAUAAAUUAUUUUGUGUUCCUCGCUCGUACUGUUUGGUGAUAAAAAUCAAGGAUGCAGUCAAAUCUACAUGAAAGUUUCACUUCCCUAUG